This is a messenger RNA of Theobroma umbraticum, 2166 nucleotides long. RefSeq names its product F-box family protein. The record is from RefSeq and is a predicted model, not a curated record. NCBI's taxonomy places the organism in Eukaryota, Viridiplantae, Streptophyta, Magnoliopsida, Malvales, Malvaceae. Gene Ontology annotation, molecular function: protein binding.
CUCUCCCUCUACAAGUUUUCUCCACUUCAAAAGCUCUCUAUCUCCCCUUUCCCUUUUCCCCUGUUUUUUUUUAUUAUUUGCUGAAUUUAUGGGAAAUUAUUUGAAUUUGGGUGCAUUCUUAUAUUCAUUUUUGUGAUUUUGAAAUUGCGAAUUUUCCCUGUGUUUUUAAGUAAUUUUUUUAUGUUAUUGCUCGGAAUUGCAAUUAAACUCAAUUGAUUGGAUUAUCUACUCUUAAUAAUAAUUAUUCUGAUUAGAAUCGGUUGUUUUGAUAAGGUUGUAAUUUCAUGGUCAUGAUUGAAAAUGUGAUCGAAAUCGAAACCCUUAGAAUUCUGCUUAUCUAUAUGCGAGUUAUUUCUUUCGUUGUGUCAAUUGUAAGGUUGAUAAUAGAGUCGUAUUUGAAUUUUUCUCAAUAUAAUUCGAUGGACUCAAUUGCUCAAAAAAAUUCUCUCUUUUCCUUCUGUAAUUUUUUGAGUUUUUUUUUUUUUUUGGGCUUCAUUCUAACUUGCAUGCACUCUUGGAUUGGGACUUUCCUUUGCCAUGAAGAAACAUUUAAAAUUGUUUUUCUUUUGGUUGCUUGAUGGAUUGUUGGCAUCAUUAAUUUAAUUCCUUUUUUCCUUCAAGAAAGAACAAUAGAAAAUGACAAAUUUACUUGCAUGAAUAAGAAGCUUGAGUAUUUUUUUUUUCUUCUAUGUCUAAGUAAUAUGUUUGGAUCAAAUAAGAUUUUUUUUUUUUUACAGCGAAAUUUGAUUGAAGGAAAAGCAAGUAGUAAAACUGGUGCUAAAGCAGGCCUUGAAGUUCAGGGCUUCAUAGUUGCUUGAUAUCUGAGUUAGGAACUUAAAAGGAAAAAGGAAAAGGAAAAAAAAGAAUGCAAGGUGGUGUGGAUUUCUUGAACUGCCUUCAUCAUGACUUAUCCAUAAAGAUUCUUAUGUCUUUAGAGGAUCCAGCUGAUCUUGUUCGCCUUGGUGUUGUCUCACGUUCCUGGCGACAUUUUGUGAUUACAAAUGGUCUAUGUAAGAAUCUGUGCCGGAGAAUGUUUCCUCAAUUAUCUAGACUUGAUCGUGUGAAUGAGCUAAGUGGUAUUGUGAAAAGGCAUGCUGAAGCUGGACCCAGCAAAUUUAUGGAAUGGGAAGCUUUGGAGAGGGAGCAUAGAGUUUUUGCCUUUUUAGCUCGAGGUUGUUUGUCAUUUGGCCUCAGGGACUGCAUCUCAGAAGCAAUCAUCGCUUCUAGCACUGAUAAUUAUCCAGAGGAAAGAAUAGAUAAUACUUUGGAACCGAGAGAUAGGGUCGCACGGAGAGCUUCAUACUGGUCGAGUAAAGGUCAAAGUAAUCCUGAAGUGCCUGAAAUGUUGACAUAUAAAUUGGCCGCUGAUUUGUGUGUUAUAACUGAUAUCAAUAUACGCCCUUUCCAAGCUUACUUCCAGUUGGGUUACCCUAUAUAUUCAGCAAAAUCUGUGAGAUUUCGCAUGGGUCAUAUCAAAUCCUCCAUGGACUGUCUUGUGGAUGAUUCAUGGCAGGGUUCUAGUGAUGACAAGUAUGCAUGGACUUACACCUCACGGGAGUUUCCAAUGUCUCAGGAAAAUAGCUUGCAGAAUUUCAGGCUUCCAGAACCUGUUCUUUGCAUUGGUGGAAUCCUACAGGUUGAGCUGUUGGGUAGGGUCCAGAGACAGGAGAUGGAUGGUUUGUUCUAUAUAUGCGUGUCUCAUGUUCAAGUUUUGGGACGCCCGCUGGCACCUGGUUUCAGUAUUCAGAUACUUGAACCCUCUGAAAAAUUUGUGCUGAACUUGCUGAGUUAUACAGAACCAACUGUACCUGAACAGCCAAGUUCCGUUUCCAAUUUGCACAUGCGCGUGCGAGGUUUGGAGCAAAUUGUGAAUCUAUUGCGGGGCAAUGUAGAUGUGGAAUACGGGUAUGGAUGGGAUAUAGAUGAUGAAGAUUCGGAUGAGGAUGAAGAGGUAGAUGAAGAUUAACCUCCUGCUGCUUUUUCUGUUCCCUCCUUCGAAACUUUAGUAAGAGGUCACAUAGAAUCUAUAUUCUCUGAAACACUACGAGUGUGUUGGGCCACACUUCGGCUUAUAGCUCCUCUGGGAGUGUCAUGUAACCUUGUUACCGGAUUAGUUCUGGUAUAAUAUGCUAGUGUUAUCAAUAUUUAUAAGCUUUAUUCAAGGUA